AUGAUCUCUUCAUGAAAUUUCUUUUUUUUCAUGUCCACGUUUGAAAUGUAGCAUUCUAUAGGUUUCACAGCGCAUUUGAAGUAUAUCAUUUUUCACGUCUCCUCUGAAUGACGAGUCUCGUUCUUUUUUAAAUUCUGAACUUUUCAUAUUCGUGCCAUUCGUUAUUCGAGUUUUCUGAGCUGUUCGCGAUGCUCAAAGCUGAAGAUGCCUUUCCGUUACCCGAACCAUUGUCCGCCCGUCAUAAAGACUCCUUCGCGUACACAACCAUGAAGGAUAGACAGCCUGUCAUACUCACGAAAGUUAUCGAUUAUUUGUUCCGGGAGCGCAAAGAAAUCGCAGAAGUUUACGGGGAUGACGUUCUGGAGGAUCUCAAGGCCAUUAACGAAUUGCUAGCCCAGCUGCGUUAUGAGUUGAUGACCGACAAGCCUUUGUCUCCGUUGAAUGAAUCGGAGUUACCUGAUGUUCACGAUUGGAAUCACAGUUUGGAAGAAGCCCGAUUCGAUUGCGCCGCAAAACACGAAGACUGUUCUUGGUUCACAGCGCCUUGGCUGUUGGUAGAGUGUUAUCUCUAUCGUCGAAUCAAAGACGCUUUUUUGAAAGGUUCAGGAACAGGAAAGCUGAAGCACUUCGAUUUUUUCGCGGAUCAGAAAAAAAGUAGCUUGUUGGAUUCGCUGUCCUCGGUGCGGAUUCUUGGCAAUUUUCUAUUGGAUAAGCUGUCCCAUCUUCAACCGGGAAAUCCGGAUGCAUCAAAGACUCUGUUCUUCCAUAUGGUGGAGUUAUCUUUGUGGGGAAACAAGUGUGAUCUAUGCAUAUCAGGUGGAAAUCCAAAUGCCCACACGUCGGACCCGCUAGCGGACUUGGAUGUUUUUCGUCAAAAUAUUUUAUCGGAUCACUUGGAUGAUAUUUGGAGCUUUGUGAAGAGCUCUAUGUCUCUUGGUCCCGCGGAAAUUUGUUUCAUAGCGGACAACGCGGGUUUUGAGCUUUUCUCCGACUUGGCCUUGGCGGAUUUCUGCGUUUCAAUUGGCUUUGCAUCAAAAGUUGUUUUCCACGUGAAGAGUUUCCCCUGGUUUGUCUCUGAUACUGUAGAAUCUGAUGUUGAGUUCCUUUUAAAAGUGCUUGAAGAGGAGGGCCUUUGCUCGCUUGCCCUGCGAUGGAAGAGCUAUUUCGAAACGGAGCGCUGGUCCAUCGAAUCUGACCACUUUUGGACUCUGUCCGAGCCUUUCCCGAAUAUGAAAAAGAUUCGUCCGUUGUUAUACGAGCGAUUGUCUCGAUUUCGACUCCUGGUUGUGAAAGGUGACUUGAAUUACCGAAAAUUGUUGAGUGAUCUCAACUGGGAGCAUCAUACUUCGUUCGAAUUGGCGCUUCGUCAGUUUCACCCUUGUGCAUUGGUGACAUUGCGUACCAUGAAGUCUGAUAUGGUAGCUGGACUUCGUCCUUCUGUCGGCAAAAACGCGCAUACAAUCGAUCCGAACUGGAUGAUCACGGGUAAAUACGGUCUGGUGCAAUUCAGUGGUAGGAAAGAUACCGAAUCAAAGUGCAGUGUUUGA
This is a messenger RNA of Notodromas monacha, 1547 nucleotides long. The record is from the annotation of a GenBank genome assembly. NCBI's taxonomy places the organism in Eukaryota, Metazoa, Arthropoda, Ostracoda, Podocopida, Cyprididae.